Messenger RNA from Saprolegnia parasitica CBS 223.65, 957 nucleotides. RefSeq lists its product as hypothetical. The transcript has a single exon. NCBI's taxonomy places the organism in Eukaryota, Oomycota, Saprolegniomycetes, Saprolegniales, Saprolegniaceae. The record is from RefSeq and is a predicted model, not a curated record. The coding region runs from base 1 to 957 and encodes 318 amino acids.
AUGACGCAGGACAACCUCCGCGAGGUGCUGCAGGCGACGGGCGACGAGGUCGAGAUCCUCCGCGCGCUCCUGCGCUGGAGCGAGCAGAAGGCGACGUCGACCUACUCGAGCGUCAAGCAGCACGAGUACCCGGUCGUGGGCACCCUCUUGACAGCGACCGAGUCGGUGGCCAAGCGCGUGAACGCGACCGGCUGGCUCGGAUCGCUCUACGGCUACGUCGACCCGGUCGCGGCCAAGAUUGACCAGACGCUGAGCCGCCACGUGCUUAGCACCCUUAGCCUCCUUCUGCAAGCCAACGAGCCAUCGUCGCCGACGACCAAGUCGCGGUCAAUCCACGUAGUGCCGCGAGGAGUGCCCGUGACGGCGCCCGUCGCGGACGAGGUCACAAAGGAGCUGCAGCUCGAACUCGAGACACUGCGAUCGGUCUUGCGCAUGAUCCGCCAAGAAAACCAAGGGCUACGCCACCUCGAGAUGGAGCUCGAGGUCCUUCGAUCGACCUUGCAGCGCUUCCAUGACGAGAAUGAAGAGCUGCUCCAAGCCAACACGGCAGCCAAGAUCAAGACCCGCCACCUCGAGUCUGAAAUUGAGACGCUUCAAGCGGCUGUGGCGGCCGCCCGCGCCGACGCGACAGCAGCGGCGAACGAGACAAGCGAGGCCAAGGCCCGCGCCAAGGCCCUCGAAGCCGAUGUCGACGCACUCCGCGCGUCCCUCGAGUCGCUUCGACAAACCAACGCAACGCUCCAGCAGGAACUCAUCGACGUGCACACGUAUCGCGCGUCCAAAGAUGGGCAGACCGUCGCCGACCUCGAGGCGCUCCUUGCCGAGAGCAACGUUCAGAAUGCAUUACUGGAAGCAGAAAACAAGCAGCUCAAGGUCGCGCGCGCCCGCGGCUCGUCAGGCGCUCAGAAGCAAAAGCACUUGGCUCGGACGCAGAGCAUGAAUAUGACUGGCCUCUAG